AUGUUGGCGCAAGAAGUCGAAGCUUUACCGCUAAAUGCCGGGGGAAGCACUGUAGCUUCAUCACCAGGCAACCUGACCCAAGCAAGGAAAAUGAAGGAUGAGUCCUGUAUUGUCGGUCGCGAAGAUUUCGUGAAUGUACUUGUGCCUCAGUUGAUAGAUAAAAGAGACGAUGGCGCCAACCUAAGAGUGAUUUCGGUUUUCGGCGAGGAAGCCAUCGGCAAAACAGCUCUAGUGAGGAGCGUCUACAGCAGAGCGGAUGUUAAGCAUCAUUUCGACUGCUGCACUUGGGUCCGGAUCGGGCCCAAGCCUAACCUGGUUCAUCUCAUGAUCGACUUGCUCAAGCAGCUGAGGGUCCCGGAAUUGCGAGAUGUGGAUCGUAUGAACGAGGAAAAGCUGUCCGACGUGCUCCAAGGAUUCCUGAUGGAGUGCUGUUAUCUGACGGUCCUGGAUGACUUGUCCGAUCUUCUUCUCAUGGACAAGCUCUUGAUAAAGGUGCUUGCAGACUCGAGGAACGGGAGCAGAGUAAUCAUCACGACUCGUAACAGCAAAAUACCCUCUUCCACCGAUCCCUGGUAUGCCACGCAUCUCGAGUUGACCCCCCUCAACCAAGAACAGAGCAACAAGUUAUUGAAGGAAAGUAGCAGCGCUUUCGAUGGGGUCAAUCCGGACGGAGAACUCCUCCCUCUCAAAGAGAGGAUUCUUAGCAAAUCGGGCGGUUCUCCUGCCAAGAUCGUUCUACUCGGAGGACUUUUAUCCACCACCACGUGGAGUGGAUGCACCAAGCUUGUCGAUCAGCUUACCGAUCGUCCCACACUCCAAGAUAUUGUGCAUUUGAGCGUUAAUGACCUUUCAGAAGGGUUAAAGCAAUGUGCUCUGUACUUGACUCUGUUCCCUAAGGAAUCUGAGAUUCCCACAAGGAGGCUCUUCAGACUUUGGUUAGCUGAAAAUCUCGUAUCUUCAGCGUUGGAGAACGGUGCAGAGGCAUGUUUUGAGAUUCUGGUGUCUAGACACAUGAUCAAGGCAGCUCGACAGAAAUGGGACAGGAGUGCCCAAUCGUGUCGCUUGCCUGGAUUGUUGCACGAUGUCUUUUAUCAGAUGGCUGAGAAUGAAAGAUUCCUCAAGAUCUUUGACUGUUCUAUUCAUGAUAAAAAGAAUUUCGAUGCCCCGCGUAUGGCCAUACAUAGGGAUAUUUCAGGAGUAGGAGAAGCAAAUGCGCACAUGAAUGUGCCCAAAGCAGGACGAGAGCGAUUAGAAACAAAUGCACAAGAAGCACGCGUGGAGAUCACACCUGCCGAGCCACAUCAAAGACUGUCCACCAGUGAAAAUUCCACGCCGCCGCUCGGUGUCCAACAACUCCUUUCCUAUGUGUCAUUCAACACCAUGAAGCUGGGAACACAGGCCGGAGAGAUAGUCGCGUUACUUAAACCAUUAGUGCCGACAAGGGACUUGAGUUUGCUGAGGGUACUUGAUCUUGAGGGUGUCUACAAGCCUUUUCUUCCGGAGGAGCUUGGCAACAUAUUGCCGAACGUAAAGUACAUGGGACUCAGAUGGACUCUUCUUGAAUCGCUUCCAAAGUCAGUGGUGCGAUUGUCUUGCCUGGAAACUUUGGAUCUGAAGUACACUAACAUAACCCAAGUGCCAGUUUCUAUUUGGGAGGUAGAGAGUCUGCAACACCUAUACAUGAAUGAGGUGUCCUUUAACAAGUCCGUUCAUCCUCAACUGCAUUCCAAGAAAUCUUUGAACUGCAACAUCCAAAAGGUUUUGGCUAAAAGUCCAACAUUUAAUUGCAGAAAUUGGUGUCAAACAAGCUAUUCCGACAAAUGUACACAUUUGCUUAUCACCAGUCAAGAUUGA
This is a messenger RNA of Eucalyptus grandis, 1854 nucleotides long. RefSeq names its product putative disease resistance RPP13-like protein 3. The record is from RefSeq and is a predicted model, not a curated record. The transcript has a single exon. Gene Ontology annotation, biological process: defense response to other organism. Bases 1 to 1854 code for a protein of 617 amino acids. NCBI's taxonomy places the organism in Eukaryota, Viridiplantae, Streptophyta, Magnoliopsida, Myrtales, Myrtaceae. Gene Ontology annotation, molecular function: ADP binding.